AUGACAUCUGAAUUUGAAAAUAAUAAGAUGGCCGGCGAAUAUUCAAGUAAGGGGAAAAAGUGCAAAAAAUGCUGUCAAACAGGACUACAUUUGACAAAAAAUGGAACAUGCAUACAGGCCAUGAGGCCUUUUAGCUCACUUGGUAAUAGCAGCCAGCAUGCAUCCAACGAAAGCGAGUUUGUAAAAUUAAUACUUGAAAGUAAAGUAGAGAAAGGCCCACCAAGUUCUUUUGAAGACCACCAGGCUGAUGUUCUUGAGAUCGAUUCAAUCAUACAACAGCUUGAGUCAUGCUUUGAAAAGUAG
Molecule: messenger RNA, 303 nt
Organism: Vittaforma corneae ATCC 50505
Lineage: Eukaryota; Fungi; Microsporidia; Nosematidae
Exons: 1
Coding region: 1-303 (100 amino acids)
Source: RefSeq, a predicted model, not a curated record